Messenger RNA from Closterium sp. NIES-65, 975 nucleotides. NCBI's taxonomy places the organism in Eukaryota, Viridiplantae, Streptophyta, Zygnematophyceae, Desmidiales, Closteriaceae. The record is from the annotation of a GenBank genome assembly.
AUGGCUACCCCCAGUGUCCUUACCUUUGAUGCUGAGGGUCGUGCUGUUGACUUUGAGGUCUGGGUCGAUGACCUCCAGCUGUUCGUACAGUGCGAUAGGGCAGACGGACUCUCCCUGUUCGAUCUCACCUCUGGUGCCUCUCCUGCCCCGCCUGCUACUGCUGACAGCACUGUUCGCUCUCAGUGGGCCACACGCGAUGCUGCUGCCCGUCUUGCUGUGCGUCGCCACUUACCGACCACUGAGUGUGCGCACUUUAGCCAGGACAAGAGUGCUAAGACCGUGUACGAUGCUGUGGUUGCACGCUACUCCUCCCCUGCCACUACUGCGCUUAGCCGCCUCAUGCUGCCGUACCUGUUCCCUAACCUUGCUGCCUUUCCCACAGUCGCUGACCUCAUUACGCACCUUCGCACUAGUGACACUCGCUACCGCGCUGCGCUUCCUGCUGAGUACCACUUCCUCUUAGUUUGCCCCACCACACAAACCGUCGACCUCCUCGAGGAGCGCCUCCUAGCAGCAGAGAAGAGCAUAGUCGCUGUAGGAGCCUCUCGUGGUGACCCUCGCACCCCCAUCUUUGGGGGUUGUUGCCCCUCCCCCCUCUUGCCCUCUGUUGCUUCUGCUGCUGCGCCCAACCUCGUUGGUUUCGAGUCGGUCGGCGCUGGAUCUGCCCCUAGCGGGAGACGUCGCACCGGCAAGGGCAAGGGGGGCAAGGGCGCUGGAGGGGCUGGCGGGGGCGGUGGAGGUGGUGGUGGAGGUAGUGGAGGGGUUGGGGGUGGUGGUGGGAGUGGUGGCGGGGGUGGAGGUGUCGGUGGCAGCAGUGGAGGCGGAGGAGGCGGCGGCGGUGGCGGAGGGAGCGGAGGCGGCGGAGGUGGCGGAGGUGGCGGAGGCGGCGGAGGCAGCGGAGGAGCUGGUCGCGGCUCUGCGCAGAGGAGUGGCUCCAGUGGUGGUCCGCGCCAGCAGCAGCAGCGCAGUCGAUAG